AGCCCCUUACAGCUCCAGCCUGUGUAGCCUCCCCCCCCCCAUUUCCCCAAACCGGACUCUGCAUCGCUGUCCCAACGCGAACCCACCCACCCACACCUCUCACGCGAAAUGCACGUCUGAUUUUUUAUUUUCCGGAAGACACAAAAACAGAGUCAAACUUGAAAAGUACAAUAGGAAGGAGAAGCUACAUCGGAGAAGUUUUUCCUCUUUGCCCACAAGCUUUUGGCCCCGCGGCGGGGCAAGACAGCAAGGGUAGGCCGGGAGGGGUGAAAGGAGACCAUAUGAUGUGGAUCUGGUACCUUCUGCUUGGUUCGGGGUCAGGCUCAAGGACUGUUGAGAGCCAGCUGCUUCCAGGGAAUAACUUCACCACAGAGUGCAACAUCCCUGGAAACUUCAUGUGUGGAGAUGGGAAGUGUGUCCCAGGCGGAUGGCAGUGUGACGGAUUGCCCGACUGCUUUGACAAGAGCGACGAGAAGGGCUGUCCUAAGGUCAAGUCGAAGUGUGCUCCCACGUUCUUCGCCUGCGCUAAUGGCGUCCACUGCAUCAUCGGACGCUUCCGCUGUAACGGCUUCAGCGACUGUCCUGACGGGAGCGAUGAGGAGAACUGCACAGGCAACCCACUGGUGUGCUCCGAGUCUCGCUUCAAGUGUCGAAAUGGCCGCUGCGUAGACCGCAGUUUCCUGUGUAACGGCCAGGACAACUGCCAGGACAACAGUGACGAGGAGCUCUGCCUGACAACAGCAGAAGCUCCUGGACAGGACUUUGUGACACUGGACUACCGUCUGCGCUACUACCCCAGCAUCACGUACGCCGUCAUCGGCAGCGCCGUCAUCUUCGUCCUGGUGGUGGCAUUGCUGGCCUUGGUGCUGCAUCACCAGAGGAAGCGGAGCGUCCUGCUGCCCAGAGGCGUAAGAGGGAGCUCACAUCAUCACCACCACCACCACCAGCCCCUGCUGCUGUCCCGUCUGGUCAUCUUGGACCGUGGCCACGUACAUCCCGGAGGUCCAGGUCUCUCCCCCGGCUCCCCCACCACAGCGGGCCAAUACAGCUCAACUCCUCAGGCACUGCAGCUGCUGUCUGGGACCCUGUAUCGCUCCGGACUCUCCAUGGACUCACCUCCGUCAUACUCUCAAGCUGUUCUUGAUGCCAGUCGGCCUCCCUGGUUUGAUCUCCCUCCUCCUCCAUACCUCCCUGAUGGGGAGCUUCCAUCAGAGGGCGAGCUGCCUCAAUACGAGGGCCCGCAAGACCCUUCAAGCCGCCCUCCAGCAUGUCCCACUGCACCCUCUACACCGCGAACUGUGGCCUCGGGCACACAGCCGAGUUCCAGCUCCAGAGAAGAGUCUGACCAGCUGUAGCCACUCUCUUUUUUAGACUGAUAAUAGUGAGAACUUAAGAGACCGCAGGACCGAAGGGCCAGGCUGCAGGGUCGCGUGAGACCGGGACAGUCCACAACAAAGACCUGCUGCGCUGUGGAGACUCAACAGGGACUGAGAGACUGAACAGCAUCUUCAACUCACUUCCAACACAUUGGCUUACUGAAGCACUGGACUGAGACCAGCUUCCCCCUGCUACACUGAUCUUGUUUGCUGGCUCCCCCUGCUGGGGUCAUGGCUGCACUACACCUUGAUCGGUUACAUAUUCAGUCAUCUGUCAUCAGUUCAGUGUUCCCGUUGAAGAGGUGCUGUGUAUGAGUAUGUAACAGUGACUCCAAUCCGUGUGUCCAAAGAAGUAGGAGUAAACUGCCACUCAUUAACAUCAUAUAUGAUGAAAGCAAAAUGUGGCAGCACCUGAAAUGGUCAUUCUGUUGUAGUAUAAUCAAGCUAGAGUGGCAGCACCUGGAGAAUUGAAUGAAAAUGAUGCAGCAUUUUGUAAUACUCCUCACUCUACUUUACUCUACAAUGUUUUCCAUUGUACGGUUUAUAAAAGAUUUUUAUUGUGUUUAAAUUGUAAAGUACCUGAAUACUAGAUAAAAUCUAAACUGUUAAGAAUCAGUGGUACAUGUGAUGAUUAACUGUACUAAGAGAAUUUUAGCAAUGACAUGUUGUUACUUGUUGUCACUGAUCUUACUCUCACUGAACUUUAAGAUUCGUUCAAAAUGAAGACAGUACAAUGUAAGACUUGUGUUGCGUUUAAGAACUUAACAGAAACACAUGCAGCCCAGUCUGAGGUACCCAAACAUUUAAACCUGUUUCCUCAUUGUUGAUGUGAACGGGGGAACUGAUUAUGUGGCCUGUAAAAAACACAUUUUGUGUCUUACUUGGUGGUACUUAAAGCAAGAGACAUUUCUAAAAGUCAGUGGAGGUUUUUGUGCUGUUUUUCACAAAUUAUUUUCACAGUAUUUCUUGUUGUCAUUUGGUUAAAUUCCAGCUAAAAAUGUGAGAAGGACCAUUGAGAUUUCAUUAAAUGAUGCUUGGCAAAGAUUACAUAAGUAUAUGGUAUAUGUCUUUACCAAGUGAGUUUCAUCUAUCAUUCCUCUGAGCAAAAGAAACACCUCUGCUGGCAAAGAUAACAUUGUUUUAUUACAUUUCUGUCUGAAUAACAGACCAAGAAUGUUUUUGGUUUUUUUUGUAAAGACAAAAAGAAGUAAACACAAAGGAUUUUGUUGAGGCCUUAUUCUGUGCCAGUUUGGCCUUUAGUGCCUUUAUAUGUGAUGUGUUUUUGGGCACAAAUAGCUUAUUUAAAGCAUAUAUAACAUAUAAAAUGAUCUUCUUUCACAUCAGAUUGUUCAAAUUCUGCUGGAGAUGUGUUAAUGGAAUAAUUUGUUAACUUUGGCUGCACUUCAUUAAGGAUUAUCAUCCUCAGAAGCAUUGAACAACAGCUGAUGAAAUCCAUAACUGAAGGAUCUGUGUUAUAAAUGUAUGAUUGUCUUUUGGUCUUUGCUCAUUUCAAAGUGGUUUGUUUGACACUGUACAUAGGAGAUAGGAAAGUAAAGAAAUCUAUUUAAAAGUAGAAACGUGCUUAGAGUUUAAAGUGAGAGCUGAAUGUGUAACAGUAAAACGUAGUUGUGCUUUGCCUCUUAGUUUUCCUCUAGAGCCAGCAGUGAUGAUGCUGGCACAAGACAACCAAUCAAACCAAAGAUAAUCAUUAUUGGCCUUUUCUCCAAGGAUAUUAGCCUCCAAAGGAAUGAUUAUGUGUCACAACUGUCUGUACCGUUAUUGUAUUAAAAUGUGCAAAGGUUUAUUGAGUCAAAAAGAAUUCAUGUUAUUUGCUGUAAAACUGGAAAACAUUUCUCAGGAGAAAAUUGAUGUUCUGUUGUUUAUAUCUUGGUUUUAUUUUAAGGAAAGUUUAAGAUCAAAUUCCAUUUUUUCUUUUCCUGAUGUUUCCCAUCAUUAUCUUUUUAUCCACUGUACUCUGUACAAAGUAAUAUAAAUUUGUGACUCAGAUCUGAUGUGUAUGAGUCUUC
This is a messenger RNA of Seriola dumerili (greater amberjack), 3403 nucleotides long. RefSeq names its product low density lipoprotein receptor class A domain containing 3 (gene ldlrad3). The record is from RefSeq and is a predicted model, not a curated record. Lineage: Eukaryota; Metazoa; Chordata; Actinopteri; Carangiformes; Carangidae. Gene Ontology annotation, biological process: receptor-mediated endocytosis. Gene Ontology annotation, cellular component: plasma membrane. The transcript has 6 exons. Bases 282 to 1355 code for a protein of 357 amino acids. Gene Ontology annotation, molecular function: protein binding.